AUGUCAAAUAAAUCUAGUAAAGCUUUUCACCCCAAUUUUGACACCCUCUUUUACUUUCCUCCAGUUGAUGCAUUUCCAAAGGAAGCAACUUUUUCUGCAAUCUUUAGCCAAUUUUCUAGAACUGACAAGUGUGCUUUAAGAAGGUUUGUGUUUGAUGCAUCCGCGGUAGCCAGACUCAAGGCCGAGGCAGCAAGCUCCGGUGUACAAAAUCCGACAAGAGUAGAGCUUGUGACUGCAAUUCUAUGGAAAACCACCAUGUCCGCCUUGGAGGCAAAAGCUGGCAUUCGGAGGCCACAUUUGGUAACUCAUGGCGUCAACUUGCGACGAAGAGCUGUGCCAGAAUUCCCAGAAUCACUUGUGGGAAACUUGUUUAAGCUUGAUAAGGUUAUAAAGGAGAUGAUAACUGGAGCAGCUCCUCCUGGUGGGUUAUUGGAAUAUACUUCGUUUGAUAGUUGGUGUAAUCUUGGCCUCUACACAGUUGAUUUUGGAUGGGGAAAUCCUUGGUGGAUCAGUUGUGUUCCGGUUCUUGAUUCGUCGGCUACGACAAGUUUCACAAAUCGGAUUUUUCUUAUGGAUUCAAGACCCAGCAAUGGAGACUGUGGAGUCGAAGCAUGGGCGUAUAUUGAGGAAGAAGAAAUGGCUAUACUAGAAAAUGAGAUGGAGCUCCUAGCUUUGGGUUCCAUGGAUUCAAGUCCCAUUGAGUCCUGCAAACUGUGA
Tripterygium wilfordii is the source of this 717-nucleotide messenger RNA. Its product is annotated as stemmadenine O-acetyltransferase-like. The record is from RefSeq and is a predicted model, not a curated record. Lineage: Eukaryota; Viridiplantae; Streptophyta; Magnoliopsida; Celastrales; Celastraceae. The coding region runs from base 1 to 717 and encodes 238 amino acids. The transcript has a single exon.